Molecule: messenger RNA, 2799 nt
Organism: Sinocyclocheilus anshuiensis
Lineage: Eukaryota; Metazoa; Chordata; Actinopteri; Cypriniformes; Cyprinidae
Product: trichohyalin-like
Exons: 5
Coding region: 550-2358 (602 amino acids)
Cellular component (GO): secretory granule
Source: RefSeq, a predicted model, not a curated record
CAGGAUCUCGCAGAGAUUUAAUGACUUCUUAUUGAGUUGUUGGUAUUAUAUUUUUUCUUGUAACUAAAUACACAAGAUCACUAGCCUGAAAUGUAUCUCAAAUGACUGGAAGGUCACGUAUAUGGUUUAUAAAAUAAGUCACAAAGACCAGGAUUAGUUUGCACACUUAGUAUAGCCUACUCUAUACUGUUUUAUGUAACUCAACACAUAAAACUCCUGGGCUGCAUGACACAGCUGAAUAUGAAUCAAAAAGUAUAAAUAAAUGCACCGACAUGACAGCCUACUUUUCAACGCCAUACAUAGGCUAGAGUGGAAGAUUAGAAAAUUUCAUUAAAGUGGGGGUGGUGGGGUCUCAUUAAGGUUUCACUUUAGUCGUGACGUAAGCAACUCACGAGCUCAGACCCUGCGUGUCCCACCGCGAGCUUAAAACAGACGCAGCGCGCGCUCCGAGCUGCAGCACGCGGAACGGAGCUCCUCUCUGCUGCUUGAGACUGCAAAGACAAAAGCCGUUUCGGAUAACAUCAAGAGCAGAAAACAUCUGUGCGCAUCAUGAAGUUUGCCGCUUUAGUCUGCUUGGUUGUUUUCUUUGCUGCAGAUGGAGGGUCCAUACCAGUUGAUCAGGACAGCCAAAGAGAGGACCUGCUUACCCAGUGUUUAGUUCACAUCCUUUCAAAGGCGCUGUAUAAGACCGAUGAUACUCCACUGCAUCCAGAAUGCAAAAACAUCCUUACACCAGGAUCAGGUCAUUCCUCAGUUGUGAAAAAGGAGGAAGACACUCUAAAACCGGCUCAAGAGGAACUUAAAAAACCAAGAGAAGAGUCUAAAGUUAAGGAGGAGGAACUCAUAGAGGAUCUUCUCAAAGCUGACAAACGGGAGGAGCUGGAUGACGAACGUAGCCAGGAAGAGUUCCCAAGUUUUGUUAAAAGAAGAAUCAAAGACAGGCGUAAGGAAAUGGACGAUGAACGGAGCCAGGAAGAGUUCCCAAGUUUUAUGAAAAGAAGAAUCAAAGAAAAACGUGAUGAACUGGAUGAUGAACGAAGUCAGGAAGAGUUCCCAAGUUUCUAUAAAAGAGGCAACAAGCAUAAAAGAGAAGAUCCUGAUGAUGAGAGAAGCCAAGAGGAAUUUCCUCAAAAAAUACAUUUUUCCGUCCUCUACAAGCGUGAUAAUCCCGAUGAGGAGCGCAGCCAAGAGGAAUUCCCUCUAUAUGAAUAUAAAAGGAGUCGUCUUCAGACCAGCAGAGAAAAACAUGAAGAGCCAGACUAUGAUAGAAGCCAAGAAGAUUUCCCAAGUUACACCCACAAAAGAAACCAUGGGGAUGGAGAAGAAGAGGAUGAGGAGAGUGAGGAAAGAGAGAAGCGGAUCUGGAAGCCAUCACAUAGAUACCACCACAAGAAAAAGCACCACAAACGCAAUGAGAAUGAGGAUUUUGUAGAACCAGACUAUGAUAGAAGUCAAGAAGUUUUCCCAAGCUACAGACAAAAAAGGAGUCAUUGGGAUGGUGGGCACUACAAGCCAAACGAACACUUGCUGAACGAGCAACUUAAUGAGGACUUAAACUCUCAGGAAAAGAGAUCUGAAGAAUCAGAAGAGGUAGACGAGGAUAUCGCAAAGCGAUACUGGAAACCCACCCAUAGAUACCACCAUAAGAAACACCACAAACGGGACUCAUCUGAAGAGGAUUAUAAGGAAAGACCCCUGGAAAAAAGGAAUGAGGACUCAGAGGAGAGUGAGGAAAUGGAUAAAAGGAUCUGGAAGCCCACACACAGAUAUCAUCACAAGAAGCUUCAUCACAAGCGUGGCGACUCCAUAGAGCUUGAGGAUGAAAAUGAACCCAUCUCAGAGAAGACUCACAGUCUCCAUGACUCAACAGACAACACCUUCAAGCGCCAUUCACCUAAAGAGGAAAAACAGGAAAUUGUCCAUGAGCUUAAUGAAAAGAGGCAUCCUUUAACCAGCCAAGAGGAAGAAGAUGAGCUGAAGAAAGGGCACCAGAGUUCAGCAGAGGAGAAGCAGGACAGGGAGGCUGCAUUGAGGUACCUAACCAAAAAGAAGAAUGAGUUACAGGAACGUCUACUUAACAAAGGUGAUGUCUAUGAGAAGCGUUCCCCAUGGAUUUACAGAGGAUACUACCAUCCAGCCUGGUACAAAAGAGGCCAUAAUGUGGCUGAAAGUACUGACCAGCACCCCUACCAUAAACUAGAGGACCUCGCCGAGACUCUCCGGUACAAAAGAGGCCUACUUACUCAGGAGGAGUCACCCGAGGAGGAAAAGGGAGUCCCCCAACAGAAGCUUCUCACACCAGAGGAGGAACUUGAGAAACUGGCCUCUGUGGAUCAACAGAUGAAAGAGACAACUUAAUCAUUCCUAGAACCAGCUGAAACAUCAUCUUCUUACGGUGCCUGAAUUGAUUUUCAAUACGCUUUAUGUGUGCUUACUUGGGCUGCUUUAGAUGAAUGAAUUAUUAUAUGUCGUACCUGAUUACAACUGCAUUAUACUUGUUAUUAGUGUAAAUCAGCAUUUAAUGUGAGAGUCUUAGAAGCAAGACAGCCUAUAAAAGGGAAAAAAAGCUUGAUAAUGUCAUGUGCAUCAUUUUUCUGUUUAUUACAUUCUAAAAUAACAAAAAAACAAAAUGACCAAGUACUAUUGACUGCAAAUUUGACCGCAUUUUUGAGCAUGCUACUUUACAACUGUAAAAAACACAGUAUGUUGAAAAAUUACCGUUGUUCUUUAUAAUCUUCAACAGAACCUCUGCUUACUUGAUUGUUUGCAUUUAAUAAAAUGUGUAAUUAUGGGACCAAA